UUAUCGUGUUGUUUAGAGUUUAUAUUCUCUACUACGGUGUAUUAUUUACGACACUUUUUAAAAAUAAUGUUUUAAUAAUAAUAUCUAAGCUUACUUUCAAAAUAAAUGCACAAUGGAGUGUACACAGAGGAUUGAAUGUACACAAGAAUUAUGUGAAAAUACUCAAGAAAGAAUAUUUCCUGAACAGAUUGGAUUCUUGGGCAUAUGUGGAACAAAGUAUCCAAUAAAAAAAGGCCCAAAUAAAAUAGGGAGAGAUCCGGAAACUUGUGACAUUGUCUUAAACUUGAAUUCAGUUUCCAGACAACAUGCAGUUAUAAACAUUUUAAAUUCAAAGGAAUAUAUGAUAAUGGAUUUGGGUUCAGCAAACAAAACUAAAUUACUUGAAAAAACUCUACAGCCGUAUAUAGCACAUCCACUGAAAAAUGGUGAUACAGUACAAUUUGGACAAAUUUUCGGUGUGUUUAGGUUGCUCGAGGAUGAAACUGAUUUACCAAUGACUCAAGCUUUGGAUAUUCCAGACACACCAAUUAUUAAUAAACAUGCAUCAAAAUUAAUAAAUUUUCCAAAUACUAUAAUACCUGAAUCUCCAGAUGCCAGUGACAAAGAUGACUCCUUUGUUGCUCCAUCACAGUCUAAAAAUUAUGAAGUGUUUAAAAGUCCUUCCCAGAAAUACAUAAAAUCAUUUGGCAAAACGAUUGCCAUACAACCAAUAGGAAGUAAGCAAAUUGACAAUAUCUAUUGGAAUUCUUCAAAAAAAUCUAUUUCCAUUGACAUGAAUCUAGAUGAAUCAGAUACUGAUGUUCCAGCUCAUAUAAAAACAGCAGAAGUAGAGGAAAAUAUUCAUGAAAUGGAAACACAAAUUCCUUUUCCUUCUACUAUAAAUGAAGAUCCUGAUGAUUUAUAUUCUGCUGAGACACAAUUGUGCGACAAGAAUUCCUUGCCAUCCAAUAAAUUAAUAUUAAAAACAAACAGUAAUACAAGAACUGAUAUAGAAAUAGACAUGUAUGUUGAAAACAAAGAAAAUAAUAAUAGUAUAUACAACGCAGAUACACAACAGUUAAAUAUUGUCACUGAAAAGGAAACAAAGGGUAAACCAAAUAAUACAGAAAAUGUAUCAAAUGAUACAGAAGAAACAUCUAAGGCUAGAUUAAGUAUAUCAGAUGAAGAAAUUCUCUUUCAGGAAGUUGAUAUGGAACCAUUAGAGGAGGACUUUGCAUCUCAGCCAUUGUUAUUUGCAGAAACAGUAGAUGAUAAAGAAAAUCUUCCGAUUUUAAAUAGUGAAAAGUCAAUAGAAGGAAAUAUUGAUACGGAAAAUAAAUUUGUAGAAGAAGGUGAGAAUAAAUCUGAAGGAUCUACUGAUUGUGAUGAUGUUGAUAUGUUACUUACACAAAAAAUUCCCUACAUAAUUCAAAAUAAUCCAUCUACCUCUGGAGACACCAGUAAUAGGAAUACUUCUAAUAAAAAUCAGGACAUAGAUGAAGAUAGUACUGAUUGCGAAGAUGAUUUGUUUGACCAUAAUGACAAAGUUAAUGUUAGUAACCAAAAUACGGGAUCUUCCAAUUCAAAUACUUUGAAAAAGUCAGAAAUAAAUACACAAAAUGAAAAUAAAACCAGUGAAACAGAUAAUUUAAAAGUUCAAACAUCAGAAAAUUUGAAUUUCGAAGAUAUGCUCACUCAAGUUGUUGAAGUGGUGGAUAAUCAAAAUGAAGUUGAUAAAUUAAUAAAUCCCAAUGAAUCUAGUUUCGAAGAUUUACCUACCCAGGUGAUACCAGUUGCUACUACAGAAGAAAAAAGUCCAUUUAAAGUUCCAUUUCAGUCCGUUAAAAGUAUAAAAAGAAAAGAAAUGACUAAUAACUUUUUAAAUACAUCCAUUAGAAAUUCAAACAUUUGUGAUGACGAUGAAGAAAAGUUUUAUUCAGCGACCCAAGAUGUACUUAAUGAUUUAUGUACUCAGAGAGAAAUAAAUACAGAGAAUCUGUCAUCAAAAGGUGACAAGUUUGUUAAAGAUAAUCAAAAUGAAGAAAUGGAUGUCGACAAUGAACUAAGACUAACAAAACAAAAAAGUACAAGCAGUCUUAGUAGUUCUGACGUAGAAAGUACUCCUGAUAAAUCUCAAAAAAAUCUUACAUUCAUGAUAACAGAACCACCCAAUAGUCAAGAAAUCGUUAAAAGUAUAACAUUUAAUUCAAAACCACUCGUUAUGGAAUCGUUUAGUGACUCAGAAGAUAAUAUGUCUGAACAAUCUACACCUAUAUUGUUCCACAAACGCAAAAGAAUUAAAAACACUAAACUAGAUUUGACUAAGAAAUUUGAGUUAGAAAGUCUACCUUCGAGAACGAUUACUCGAAAAAGGAAACCAACAGCUAAAGUAGAAAAAAAUAGUACCGAAAUUAAAAAUACUUUUAAAAAUAUACUUGCGCCUAAAAUUUUUGGAGAACCGGACGAAAUUGUUGACAAAGAAAUUAUCGAAGCUAAUAUAUCCCGAAUAAAAAAUACAAAAAACAUGGAAGAAAAGAAAAAAUUAAAUCAAAACGAAAGUACAAAAUCAGCGCAAACAAAGCAAGAUCUAGUAAAAUCAGAAAAAGUAGAAACAAGUGCUCCACAAAUAAAUGAUAAAAGUCUUGUAAAUCCUAAAGAUCUGAAUUCAAAGAAAAGCAGAACUGAUACAAAACCUUCAAAUAAUGAAGGUAAAAAAACUAAAUCUAAAAAAAAGGAAAGUAUUAAUUUAGAUUCAACAAAACAAGAAGAAAUUCCAGAUACUUUAAAAACUGAUACAACCAGACAAGGAAGUGCUAGAAUAAAGCGAAAAGAAGACAAUAAAAGUAAACCUAAGAAGGAUAUUAUUAAAGUUUGCAUAAUAAAAGACAAAGGAAAACGUACUUACGAAGAAAAACAAGAUGAAUCACCUGAAAAAGAAGUAAGGAGAAGUAAACGACAAAAAAUAAAGAAAGAAAUAGAAACAGAAAUGAGUAAUACAAAGAAAGAAGAAAGGAAAAGGAAAACGAGAAGUAAUAAGAAAGUACAAAAUGAAGUAUUGUCUCACUAUGAAAGAGAAAAAAGUAUCAUAUAUAGAUUAUCAGAUGAAUCAAGAUCAAGUUCUCCCAGAAGUGUUAAGUCAUCUUUAAAAGAGGAUGUCACUACAAAUAUAAAUAAAUCUGAAGCCAGUUCAGAGAGGAGAUCAUUACGAAGAACUGCUUUGAAAAAUAUAAAUCACAAAGUGUUGUUCACAGCAUUUUCACAUCCAGACAUCAAGAUCUUGUAUAAUCUAUUGGAAAAACUAAAUGCAGUUAUAGUGACGGAUGUAAAUUCUUGCACUGUAGUUGUGACGGUGGAAUUAAAAAGGACUUUCAAAUUGUUGUGUGCGGUCGGGUUGGGCAAACCUAUUGUAGGCAAGACUUGGAUUCAAGCUUGUCGUGAUGCUAAUAUGAUUGUGGACCCUUGGCUGUACCUACUGAAAGACGAACCGAGAGAAACUCGAUUCGACUUCGAGUUAGCGCGUACGCUGACAGGCAAGAGGAACUUCCUCAAGGGCUACAACAUCACCUCCACGCCUAAUGUCGAGCCACAAGCUAAUGAAAUGAAAUUGAUAGUUGAAUGUUCCGGAGGGACUUGGAAAGAAGGAGGGUCGCAAUGGGUCUGUGUAUCUACAAUCGAAGACAAAGCUCUCUGGCCCUCACUGAAACGUAGAGGAGCUAUCAUUGUCAACCCCGAGUUCAUAUUAGGUGGUGUUUUACGUCAGAAAAUAGAUCUGAAGAAAAACAUAUUGUCUUAAAGAUUUCUUUACAAUUCCAAUGUAAUUUAGAGCCAAAAAAAAAACUAAGUCAGUUGUGACUUAAAAUCAUGCUUCCAAUUAACAUGAAUUCAACAGAGGUUUUGUGUUUUGUAAUUUAGAAUUCAACUGUCGUAUACAAUUGCUAGAUACAUUUUGUGUCUGGUUUUUCAUAGAGAAUUAAAAAAAGUGUAUGUGCAAAUCUCACAGAGUAGAAUUUCAAGGUUAGACAACCGCUUGUGCUUUAAAAUUAAGUUAAAACUACCUCAAAAAUAUAACAGUUAACUUGCAUACGCGAGAAACUUCUUUAAGCGAGAGUCUAUCCGGUCCCAACAAACUCUUUAAGCGAUACAUUCAGGUUUGAGAGAAAAAUUGCUGUCACUUGGACUCUCGCUUGUCCAGGUUUGACGACAAAUGAUAUAUACUUAAAUAUAGAUUUCCAAUACAAAAACUGAGCUUUAAUUUUGUAUGUAGAAUUUAUAUGGAGUUUUCCGAAGUUUCUUCAAGUUUAAAAAAAUAAUAAAUGUAAAGGACCUUAAAAGUACAAAAUAAGGUAUUUGUGUUGUCUAUUAUUUGUGUAAACUUUUCGCUGGUUCGAUUUAAUCUGGGU
Papilio machaon (common yellow swallowtail) is the source of this 4379-nucleotide messenger RNA. RefSeq names its product signal transducer and activator of transcription B. Gene Ontology annotation, molecular function: protein binding. The transcript has 8 exons. The record is from RefSeq and is a predicted model, not a curated record. NCBI's taxonomy places the organism in Eukaryota, Metazoa, Arthropoda, Insecta, Lepidoptera, Papilionidae. Bases 113 to 3772 code for a protein of 1219 amino acids.